AUGACGACCCAGCUCCUGGCGACGGAGCUAACGAAUCUCAUCCAAGAAAGCAAGCGGAAACACAAUGACCUCAGACAGGCGGCCGAGAAGUCUCUGGAGGAGCUAAAGGGGCUAAAGGGGGCAAAUGAAGCCCAAGCUGCGAACGAGCUUGCCCAAAGGCCCAACUUUGUGAACCCCUUCAUCGUUGCUUGCGGGACCAAGAAUGCAAAGUUCACCGGCAUCGCCAUUGUCUGCCUCCAGAGGCUCAUCGUCGCCCGCGCCCUUCCCAGGGGGAAGCUCAACCAGGUCCUCGAAGCUCUCAGGGAGGCAACCUCGGCAGGUCUCGAUGUUCAGCUCAAGAUCCUCCAAGCCUUGCCAUCCCUGUUGCAGAACUACGCCACCGAUCUCAAGGGCGACCUCCUGAUCACCGCCCUGAACAUUUGUUUCAUCUUGCAGUCGAGCAAGAAUGCCAUCGUCAACAACACCUCGGCUGCGACCCUUCAACAGCUUGUAGUGUCGGUAUUCGACAAGGUGGUCACGGAAGACAAAACCGCACCCUCCGGACCUCCCGCUGGCGAGGCGCCGGCCGGCGAUGGAACUGUUGAGCUACGUGCAGCCGCUUUAGACGCGCAUAGGAUAUUCAACGACCUCUGCCUCAUGACAGAAAACCAGCGUCCCGAGUAUCUCAGGUUUUCGGGACUUCCGCAGACGUUCGGCCUCGAGCUGAUAGAGUCGGUUCUGACCAACCAUGCCGCAGUGUUCUCGACCCACAAAGAACAGGCACACAUCUUGCAGGUUCGCGUCAUGCCCUUCAUCAUCAGCGCUCUCAAAGGGAAGCCCAAUUUCGCAACAUCAGUCAGGCUGGUUCGGAUUCUUUACACGCUGUUACGGCGCCACAUCAAUAUCCUCCCGUCAGAGAGCGGCGACGCUCUUGACAUCCUGACGCACCUACUGGACCAGGAGACGGCAAUCUGGAAGCGAGCUCUAUGUUUGGAGGUGUUCCGGGGCAUCUUUUCAGAGCACGCUCUCAUUCGGCGGAUAUUCGUCAACUAUGACGCCAAGGAAGGCGAGAAGGACGUCCUCAAGCACCUGACGGCGACAUUCGUGCGGCUCAGCACUGAGAAGCCGUCCGUCAUCGGACUCGGCCAUCAAUCCACGAUUCCUGUGGCGGACCCCUACGCCAGCAUCGCAUCAUCCACCGACCAAGCCAUGCUCGAGGCUAGCGGCGUCACGGGCAUCAUCAGUGGCUCCGUUAAUGCAGAUGGUUCCAACAUUGGGAUCAGUACACAAUGGAGCACCGUGAGGGUCCCCUGCAUCGACCAGCUCGACAAAACAGAGGCGCCGUCCGUUCCUGAGUCCUACAUCUACAGCUUGACACUUUCUUGCAUUUCCUUGCUUUCCGAAGGCCUCGCCAAGUUCAUACUCCCCCUCACGGUUCCUGGAGAUGGCCGCAAUCGCAAGAGAAGCGUGAAACCGGAGCCAGAGCGCGACUCGUCGGCGCCCCCUCAAGAGGACGCCGAGGUCUCACGAACUGCACUGGAGCGGGCAGCCUCAUUCAAAAAGAACCCAGUCCCUCUGAAUCCUCUUGCCUUGGAAGACCAUCCCCUCCACAACGAGGUCAAGAUAUGCGCAACCAUCAUCGAGGAAUGCUGGCCGGCUAUCCUGGCCACCUGCUCGACAUUCCUAUACGCUGCAAUGGACUCGGAGUACUAUCACAGUCUCGUGAGAGCGUUCCAGAAGUUUGCCCAUGUCGCCGGCCUGCUUCAGCUAUCCACACCAAGAGACGCGUUCUUGACAACACUGGGUAAAGCGGCGGUACCUCCGAAUGUCUUCACAGCGUGCCUGAACGCCGGAGCCGCUCGACCGGCACCGCCAACGCCGACUACCGAAGCACCAAACAGUAUCCUGAGUAACGCGCGAGGUCUGCUUAGCGUUGACAGUUUGGUGACCCAAUCGUCACCCGCCGUCGACAGGGGAAGACAGCAAGGACUCGAGGCGAGUCAAAUGACGCUCAACACUCGCAACCUCUUGUGUUUGAGAGCGCUUCUCAAUCUUGGCAUCGCUCUUGGCCCAACACUCGGUUCCUCAUGGCGCAUCAUUCUCGAGACCUUGCAACAAGCCGAUUUCGUCCUCUUCUCCACGAGUAAGACUCCUGGAAGAACCCCCCUCGCGACGAAGGGAAUAGACCACCAUGCCGAGGGCGAGGCGAACGCUCUUCUGUCCAACUUCGGCAGCGAAGUCCGCGCUGUCGAGACGGCAGCAUCCCGUCUCAUCGAGAGCACAAUCGACUUCCCCAACGAUGCCUUUGGUGAAGUCGUGACGGCGGUAUGCAACCUGUUGGAAAGAACAAAUGAGGACAAGCAGAAGGUGGACAAGCAGAAGGCGGAGAAUACGAGCCAGCCACAAUCACCAACCUCCGGUGGCAUGAAACCACCCCCGAUAGGUCAACACCGGCGAGUUCUCAGUAUCUCGACCGCCGCGGCGGCCGGUCCGAACCAAGAAGAUCAUUUUGCGCUGGCUAAGCUGGGCGAUAUCGCCACGAUCAACAUCGACCGCCUCUUGACGUACCCGCCCGAUGUCUCUGGAUGGACACCGCUGACAUCCGAGCUCAUCCACAUCCUCAACUCGGCGUCGAUGAACGCGUCGGUGAGACUGCGUGCUGCCGAGAUUCUGGUCAGACUCGCACUCGAAUCUGCCAACGUGGCUGCAACGAUGGAGCGAGAGCAGUGCGGAAGCGUGCAGCUGCUAUUGCUAGAAGCCCUCCGCGAUGCUCUUCUGCCACUGCAGCAAGAAGACAGGGAGGUGACCGUUGCCAGCCACGGUACGGAUGUGGAGAUUCACAAGGUGGUUCUCGAAGGACUCAAGAACCUGCUCGAGAACUGCGGCGAGACGCUCGUCAGCGGAUGGGAGAUUGCUUUCGAAAUCAUCGGCUCUAUCUUCAUCGACAAGAAGUUCGCCGCCGCCACCGAUGAGCGGAGAGUCUCGCAGACCAUCAUUCUCACGACGCGGUCGGCGAAGCUUACCGUCACCUUCUUCUGGGUUCUGUCAGACUUCCUCUCGGGCAAGACCGAGAGCCUUCCCAUCACGGCCGACCUGAUGCAGGACUCCAACAUCUCCGACCUAACAAGCCUGGCGGCGGACCCAGAACACAUUGCUUCGGACGCCGCUCUAUGGAUGCUGUUGCUCCUGAGGCUUACUACAGUUACCGCCGACGGGCGCCUGGAGCUUCGUAAUAGUGCAAUCCAGACCCUGCUGAGGAUAUUCGAUGCGUAUGGCGAUAAGCUAAGCCCGGAAGCCUGGUCCAUCUGCGUCAAGUCUGUCGUCUUCAAGCUUCUGUCGUCGAUUGAGGAUGAACUUCAAGCCGCCGCGGGCGAGAGUUCGACACACCACGACCGCCGAGAGUGGCACGAGACUGCGGUCGUCGUGUUGAAUGGCAUCUCGGAACUUUUAGCCAGCUACAUGGAACCCCUUUCCGCCCACUCCUCCUUUAACGCCCUGUGGCAGGAACUUCUUGGCCACUUCGCGACUCUGCUCGACUUCAAGGUCCUGAACAUCAACACGGCCACCUACAAGGCUCUCGGCAAGGUCAUCAGCCUCGACUACGAUCCCGGCAGAUCCAUUUUCGACACCAGCACCGUCAACGCCGCUUGGGAGCUCUGGUCACGGGGGACGCCCAUCUCAUUGGAUGAGGAGGAUGGCAAGAAGACGGACAACCAGAACUGCCUGAUCGCAUACGUCGCCACGUUCCACGACGUAUACCAGCUCGUUCAACAGGACUUGACGGUUGAUCAGGUCCGUCAGAUGUUGACCCUCUUCCGCGAGGCCCUGCAACAGGCCACCGUGGGAGCCUACGUGAACGACAUCGAGUACGUCACGCCGCUGCAGAACCAGGUGCUCGAGGCCAUCAAAGUAGUGCGGACGGAUCUCGCAGGCGUGCCCUCAGCCAUGAUCUCUCAGGUGGCAGAGUUCGUGCGGCUCGCCUUCAGCAACGACGCACUCAGAGCGCAGAGCCCGGCGCAACGAAGAACCUAUGUGGCCAUGUCCAAGGCUAGCAUGUCGAUUCUGCAGACGCUCGUGCUCCGUAACGCAUCCGAUGCCGACAUCUACGCCAGCGAGGCCUUCUCCGCGGCGCUCUCGGCACUCUCCAAGCCAGUGGUGCUCAAGUACGGCUUCCCCAUCGUCACCAAGUCGACCCAGCCCUGGCGCCUGGCCACGGACUCGAUCCUCGCGGUGCUGGAGGCCACGCUCCCACAGAUGCGCGCCCUGGAAGUCCCGCGGCCAACGCUCCAGGUCAUAUGGCAUAUGAUUAUCGAGGUCGCCGACGGCAUCGUCAGCGCCGACACCAACGCCGCGCCGGCAUCAGCUGACCUCUCGGACGACGAGUCCUUUGACAUCGCAUCCUUCCACAAGCUCCGCGAGCUCAUCAUCCCCUCGCUUGGCGCCGAGGCGGUUCCCGACAAGACGCGCCAGGCGUACGCCGAGAGCCUCUUCCGCACCUCCAUCAUCCACGCGCCCUCGCCCACGGAAUCGUCCCUCAUCUUCGGACCCAACGGUACUUCGGAUAGCACCAUCAACAACAACAAGAACGGCCUCGCGGCCCUCUACAAGAAACGGACCGGCCGCACCGUCGACCCGCUCCCGACGCGGCGCGACCGGAUGGCAUACGUCUGCGUCGACGAGCUCUUCUCGCUCGUCUCAGCCUACGACGUCUCGAGCCUGCGCAUCGUCGUGCAGCCGCCGACGCCGGCGUUCCCGCCGCCGCGGUCGGCGACGUCGCACCUCUCGGAGGCGCCGCAGGCGCUGCACGUGCGCAUCGCGCGGUCCGCCUCGCCGUUUCUCAUCCUCCGCGCAGCGCUGACGAUCCGGGCCUACAUCGCCGACCAACCCUUGCGCGGCCGCAUGCCGCAGCCGCUUUCGCAGCGCAAGGAGCUCCUCCGCGUGCUGCGGCAGCUGGUCGACCUGACGUCCGAGUCGGACGCCAUCCCGGACACGCCCAAUGUCAACAGCGACGGGCGGAAGCACCUGCUACGACUGUACCCGCUGCUCGUGAGCGCCGUACAGGUGGCGGGCGGCUCGGGUGACGAGGGCGUCUUGAAGCUCUGCGCCGAAGCGCUCGAGGUCGUCGGUGGCGAGCUGGGGGUUUGA
Messenger RNA from Colletotrichum higginsianum IMI 349063, 5124 nucleotides. Its product is annotated as endosomal peripheral membrane protein. The record is from RefSeq and is a predicted model, not a curated record. NCBI's taxonomy places the organism in Eukaryota, Fungi, Ascomycota, Sordariomycetes, Glomerellales, Glomerellaceae. The transcript is spliced from 6 exons. The coding region runs from base 1 to 5124 and encodes 1707 amino acids.